Peronospora farinosa is the source of this 870-nucleotide messenger RNA. The record is from the annotation of a GenBank genome assembly. NCBI's taxonomy places the organism in Eukaryota, Oomycota, Peronosporomycetes, Peronosporales, Peronosporaceae.
AUGGUGCGCGUGCCCGGAUCUUCGGAAGACGCGGGAUUUCACCGCGAUUCCCAAGACGAUACAGAUGUUCAUGUCAAGAAGGAGCACAAGACCGAAGAAGGACCAUCAGCCGACGGUGAAAACCGAGAGGUUAAGGUCCCCGAACAAACAAAAAACAAGAUCGCGCAAUCCAAGCAGACGAAGUUCCGGAUGAAGGCACCCGGAAACACCAAGUCGAUAGUCCCCGAGAAGUCAGGACUGGCAUCAUGGACAGACGCUGAUGCCACGAGGGCCUACCACCAACGCAAGCUGAACGCGUUCCUGGAGAGCGACCCCGUCGCGAAGACCCUGGAGAUCCGGCAGCUGGGUCAACUCACUGGGCCGGUGUCGACCCUGCACGGCUGCACUCCAAUCACAACAACGUUAGAGCAUAUGCACAAGCGUCUGUCGAUCCUGGUGGGUACCACACCAGCAACGGAACACCCACCUCUGGUGACACCUACACACAUGCAGUCCAAGGACAGCCAGAUGACGCUUCAAGACAUCACGGUGGGUCCCCACAUGUACGGAGCCUCCGGCCACCCAGAGGCUAAUCAAGGCCCAUCUCAACACCUGAUGCCAAGCGGCCAGAGGGAAGCAGCACCGUGGUCUCCAGGGUCGUCCUCAACUGGGUCGGUCACUAGGAUGCCCCUAGGCCCUACUGAAGCGGCGCUGCUCCAGGCCCGAGCGCGCAGCGCGGAGCAGGAGCCAAGUGGUCUUGAAACGGCGACGCGUGGCAAGAAUGAAAAUCAUUCCGAUUUUCAACCAAUGGAAAAUCAUCACGAGAAAAAAUUGGAAUUUGCUCUGCCCCGUGACGAAUAUGCUGGGGGGGAGGACCUACCUACCCGGUAG